GCACCUGACCUAGUGGACCCCAAAUCCGCCACUCACAGCAGCAAGCCCCGCCGCUCCUUCUCCGCCAAGUCAAUCACACUGAGCCCUACAGAGGAGUGUCAGGCCAUUGCCACGGUGAUGAAGUGGAAGACAGUGUCAGCCAUUUUCCUCCUGGUGGUUCUCUACCUGGUUGUUGGAGCUGCCGUCUUCAAGGCCCUAGAACAACCCCAUGAGAGUGCUCAGCGCCUGGCCAUCCUGACUCAGAAACUAGACUUCCUCUCUACACACUCCUGUGUAAACCACAGCCAACUGGAGGAACUGGUCAAGCAAGUGGUGUCAGCGAUCCGUUCAGGGGUGAACCCAGCCGGGACUCUGACCAAUCACAGCAGCCUCUGGGACCUAAGCUCCUCCUUCUUCUUCGCUGGAACCGUCAUCACUACCAUCGGAUUUGGGAACAUUUCCCCCCAUACGGAGGGAGGGCGUAUCUUCUGUAUCAUCUAUGCCCUUCUGGGGAUCCCUCUGUUUGGCUUCCUGCUGGCUGGAGUAGGAGACCAACUGGGAACCAUCUUUGGGAAGGCCACCGCCAGGGUUGAGAAGAUGUUUGUGCAGUGGGAUGUUAGUCAGACCAAGAUUCGUGUCAUCUCCACCGUUCUCUUCAUCCUGUUCGGCUGUCUGCUCUUCGUGGCGCUGCCGGCAGCCAUCUUUAAACACAUUGAGGGCUGGAGUGCCCUGGAGUCCCUCUACUUUGUAGUCAUCACCUUGACAACCAUUGGUUUCGGGGACUUUGUCGCAGGUGGAUCAGAGAUAGAGUAUCUGGACUACUACAAGCCUGUGGUGUGGUUCUGGAUCCUGGUGGGACUGGCGUACUUCGCUGCUGUUCUCAGCAUGAUAGGAGACUGGCUCAGAGUCAUCUCUAAGAAGACCAAAGAGGAGGUAGGGGAGAUCAGGGCUCACGCAGCAGAGUGGACGGCUAACGUCUCGGCAGAGUUCAAGGAGACUAGGCGUCGCCUCAGCGUCGAGGUCUACGACAAGUUCCAGCGAGCCGCGUCAAUCAAAAGCAAAAUGUCAUCCGAGCUGGGCCCAAACUCUGACCCCGAGCUCACCCCACCCAAAAGGAAGAUGUCCGUCAACUUCACCAAUGAAUUGGAUCGGGAGAAGGAGCCGGUGUCCCCGCCUGUUACCAAAAAUGGAAGUCCGAUCCUAAACGGGAAGCGGGUGGACCCUAAGAGAGGUGACAUUGCUAUUACACCUCAAGUAGAGAUCACAACCUUUCACCUCUGA
Molecule: messenger RNA, 1260 nt
Organism: Salvelinus namaycush (lake trout)
Lineage: Eukaryota; Metazoa; Chordata; Actinopteri; Salmoniformes; Salmonidae
Product: potassium channel subfamily K member 2-like
Exons: 7
Coding region: 118-1260 (380 amino acids)
Biological process (GO): potassium ion transmembrane transport; stabilization of membrane potential
Cellular component (GO): membrane
Molecular function (GO): outward rectifier potassium channel activity; potassium ion leak channel activity
Source: RefSeq, a predicted model, not a curated record